UGAGCAUUGUAAACACAGAAGGUACACAACCCAUCUUAAUGUUCCACUACUUUUCUUAAGAUACUUCAGCAGUCUUGGUUAUUUUUCAAUUCGAUAAGGACUUAUGUAAAACAUUCAACAAUAGUGUAGUUCGUCAGAAAAGUAUAAUGAAAAGCUAUGGGAAUGGUCAGUCAGUUGGUUUUGCUGAUGAAGUUGUUUGUUUAGACGGUGACUGGAAACGCAAUACAACAAUUGGCUUUCUACAUUUCGAUUCCGCUGUGGCGGCUCAGAGGUGGCUUAUCAGUGAUCCAAUAUUUCGUCAGCACGACUGGUUGGAUGAUGCAGAAAUAUGGAUUGUACCUUUGUGUACGGAAAUUAGACCAUGGAAUUAUUUGCAAUUGAGUUUAUUUAACUCAAUUAAUGAAGAAAACUUUAAGAACCAAUAUUUGCUUAAAUUUGAAGAGUCAGUUUCAAAAUUUGGAGGAGUACCAUUUAUUAGUUCAACUUCCUACAUUGAAGUACCUCGAGGACUAAAAGAAAUUGACUAUUUAAUUAUUACUGGAUGGCCCGAUGAGGAUAGUUCUCUUAGGUGGAACCAAAGUCAUGAAGCAGAAGAACUAAGAAAUAUGCAGGAAUCUUUUUCAAAGUCUUCGACAAUAUUGGCGAUGAUAAAACAUAAUUACUAGUGCGUCAUUAUUAUUGGUUCAUAUAUGUACACAAUUAUAAAAGCAUAAUUGUAAAAUAAACAAUUGUUUGCAACAAGAGUAGCACCUGCAACUAAAAGUAAAAACUUCACAAACAAUUAACCCGACUUCCGAGACCGUUUGUGUACUAUACUGAAUUACUAGCAUGG
This is a messenger RNA of Schistosoma spindalis, 832 nucleotides long. The record is from the annotation of a GenBank genome assembly. NCBI's taxonomy places the organism in Eukaryota, Metazoa, Platyhelminthes, Trematoda, Strigeidida, Schistosomatidae.